This is a messenger RNA of Pocillopora meandrina, 14130 nucleotides long. The record is from the annotation of a GenBank genome assembly. Lineage: Eukaryota; Metazoa; Cnidaria; Anthozoa; Scleractinia; Pocilloporidae.
AUGGCUGAUCAGAAAGCAAGCGAAAGUGGCCAAGGCAGAAGCAAUUCCAGUAGUCCAGAGCAACCUCGCAGCCCAGAUUCAAAGUCUUUAAACAGUGAUCAUGAAUACAUUAUGCUUGCUACGCCUGAUGUUGAAUCUGAUUCAGGUUCAGGCGUGUCAGUUUGUAAAUCUCAGGGGAGUAGUGUGAGUAGCUUUGCAGAUGUGAUAAUCCCUGACAUGGAGGCUACCUUGGAGAAGGGACCAACAGAGGAAGAGCUGCAACAUUUGGUGGAAGAUGCAAAAAAGGACUUUUCUCAUAGCUCUGCAUCAGUUCCAGAGGUAUUCUUUAGUCCAGGUUCAGAGAGCAAUUCUCAGAACACUCCUCUCAGUAAUGACAAUUCAUUAGCAGUAAAUGGCAGUAUUGAACUGAUACCUGAUGAAAAAAAUUGUCAUGUUUUGAAUCCGUGCAUUGCUGAAGGUGAUUCACAAACAGUAGAUGGAAGAAUCCAUGGUGAUAACACCAACACUACUCAAGCAUCAAAUGGUACAGAGCUUGAUGCUGGAGAGUCAGCGCAACCCAGAGCAAGUACUGAUCCUGGACAAUCAGAUGAAGAGAGUGAUGAUGAUGCUGUUGUAUAUGAUGGGAUAACUUACUUGGGAUCCUCCACUGUGAAUGCUCCAGUGAGUGAAAUUGAAUUGAAAAGGACAAUGGCUAUCUUGCGAGAACAAACAGAGGUCACCAUUGAUGUUUUGUUGUAUGUUGGUUCCACAUCGGACAAGAUGAUAAGACUCAAAGACCCAGAGACACAGGCUGACAUUGCUACUUAUAAAAUACAGAGGAUCCUGUUUUGUGGCCGUGGUGAUGUUGAGGGAAGCGAAAGUGACUGCUUUGCCUUCAAUACUGUCCAUGGUGAUUCUGAGAUCUUCCAUUGCCAUGUAUUCAGAUGCAAAGAUCCAGAGAAGGUGAGGCCAUUUUCUUGUCUCAAAAAAAUCUACUUGGGAAAAUUGGAUAUUUCUCCCCGGGAUGGGUUUGUUUGGGAAAUUCUGUUUUUAGUAUCACUCUCUACCAAUCAUGUUCUCCUAGUUUUCCAUAAUCCUUUAACUCCCAAGAUCUGAUUGCUAAUUCUCCCCCCCCUAGCUGUUGCAUAUUUUCUUGUAAAUUAAUUACAAGAAUUUGGUGUUAGAUCAAUAUAACAACUUCUUCCUGAUAAGGUUAAGAAUUCUCAUUUCCUAUUUGAUGAACAAUUGUCAGUCACUUCUGGGAUGGAAAGGGUUAAGAAGUUUGUUUCUGAUCAAGGUACAUUUAAGCUUUAUUAGUAAGAUGUAGAUUCCAAAGUAGGAUUAUCAGCAAGCAUGCCAUGAAAGGGUUUUAACCCCUGACAAGCAUCCAAAUUUUCCCAACAGUAUCCCUUCUGAAUUUAACACUUAAGUUAGGAGAACAAAGGAAAUUAUUAGCAACUGAAAAAUCCUUGAUUGUUAAACAAAUUCUCUUUGUCAACACCUUACGAAAUGUGUAGAAAACAGUAUGGAGAAAACGCAUACCAAUGCUAGGGUUUAAAGGCUUCAGGAGUAUUCCCUUUGUGAAUAUAGGAAACAGGUGGCCUGAUGCUUAGUGCACUUGCCUCUAAACCUGGAGGUUCAUAGUCAAGCCUUGCAGAAGGGGAAGAGGGGAGGGGGGGGGUCAUAAAGUUACUCUUUCUCCUCUCCCCCCAGGGAUAGCAGGAAACUGUUUGGGGAACCUGGCAAAAUGUAGGGGGUUUACUCAUUUUGAACUGUCAUCCUGUACUAGAGGAGUAGACAUACUCUGCACAGCUUCAUGCCACAGAAAUUUAGGAAAAGCAAUUGCAGUUAUGAACCUUGUGACCUCUGAGAGUUGACCAUGGUAUAGACAUGAACUUGUAAUUCCAAUGAAAUCCAAGUCAAGUUGUAGAUACUUAUGGGUAUUGCAAGAUUUAUGGGAUCGUAUUUCUUUAAAUUAUUUACCCAUAAAUGUUUCUCUUUAACACUAAGGAAUCUUUGGUUGUGUAAUAAUAUGAAUUCAAUUUAUUACCUAGGCUGGAAAGAUCUUGAGAACAUUUGCUCUCUCAUUUAGAAGGCAUAGGAAGGUAUGUUAUUUCCUAAAUUUGAGUGACAGUUUUUAUGAUGAUACUCAAAAUUGGAAUUUGCAAUAUGAAAAACUUUUUAUCUUGAGUGCCACAUAGACUGAGGUAACCCCAUGAUCUUGAGUUUAAUUUGUACAUUCAAGUAGAUAGAACAAGGAAAGUGGUGAAUUUUGCGGACUAAUGAAGAUGUUAUUUUGUCAGAGGAACAGGUCUGAAAACCAUCUCUCUUUCAUUUGAGUUGAAUGAGUGCAAGUUAUAUUUUGUUGAAGACUUAUAAACUUGCAUGAGCUGUUGGUCUCCAUAGAUUUGAAGUUCAAAUGAAUUACGUUGAUCAGUUUGGUCCGCCGGUGUCAUUAGAAAAAUUUUCCCCUUUUUACACAGCAUGCUUUUUCUGUGACAAAUUUUCUUCACUGAGUGUUGCUUGAUUGUUUCAAGGUCAAUUCCAUUAUUCUGAGAACAUCUUGCCCUUUGUUUAAUGUUUAACUUUUCACGUGUGUGAUCGUUUCCUUAAAAAUUUGUUUUAUUAUUUACUUUCUUGCAAAGAGAAAGCAACAGUCACAACAGUCACAACAGUCAUCCUUGGAUCCCCCAACAACAGUCACUGGUGUCAGCAACCUUGUGUUCAAAUUUGACCUGACUCUUGACAUUCUUGAGGAAGACAAUAAGGGAUUUUCUUCAGCAGCAAGGGACAAAAACUGCUUCAAAUUACGACAAGACUUGAGAAAGAAAGUGUUCAUUACAGUGCAGCAGUUGACUAACAGACAUCUUAUUGUAGAGAGGUUUGUAACUAUCCCAGUUGCUGAAAAAAGAAGAAUGAUUAUGUCACUAAUAAUAACUCUGUCCUACUUGGUUUGAAGUGUAACAAUGGUUCUAUUAAGGACACUUAUUGAUUAAAACCCUACAGUUUAAAAUUCUGAUGGUAGUCAGGAACCUUUCCCAUGGCAAAAUAUCCCAAUUUUUUAAAAUUUUCUCAUGACAUAGAAAACUGGCUUAGUUUAUACAAAGGGAAGUGUACAGAGAUCUUUAAUUUAGAUAGAUGACCACCACAGAGGAAAGGCUAAACCAAUUUUCAACACAGAUAACUGAUGACAUAGCUUCUUUAACAUGAUGCUAUAUUGGUUCCCUUUAGAGGCUUCAACUCAAACUGGAAUCUUUAUCUCUAAGCAGUUUGACUUUAAGGCUAGCAUGCCCCCCUCCCUCUCAUUGUCACAAACCCUAAAAUAUGUUUUCCCUUUUCUCUUCCAGGUGCUUUGGCCUUCUUAUCUGUCCAGGAAAGAAUGUUCGAUAUUCUGACAUGCACCUAUUAAAUGAGGUUAGCUAUAGUAUUAUUUGAAUGAGCUCAAGUGUGACAAUGAUUACAUGUCCAUUAUGACUACACAAUAUUUUUUGGAAGAUAAUUAUAGUCUUUUGGCAAAUUAUGAGACAUGUCAAAAACCAUCAGAUAAUAUGUAACACUUCAAGACUGGUGAAUCUUAGUGUUUUCCUAAAAGAACCUGAGGAACCAGUCAUAAAUGAUUUGCUAUAGAACACAAAGAAGAUUUGAGAUCAUACAAUGUGAAAACAAAAUUAGAAAUUUUACUGAUGAAUUAUAUGUAAGCCCAUGAGAGCAUAAAGUUUUACAAUGUUAGAAAUGUCUCAUGGCCUCCAUGUCCCCUUCAGUCAUGAUCUGUUUGUGUGGGAUGACAAUCACUGGUUAACAUUUGUGAGUAUCAGUGCAAUGUUACUCUUUUGCUGUAUAGGUUUUUACAAUUUACACAAUUGAAGGCUUUUGACCAGAAACAGCUUCAUUGUUAGAUAUUGUGUAAUUUUGAAGUAUCCAAUGAGUGUGUACACUGAUGGGGAAAAAAUUCCAGCUAUAUAUAGCAAUUUGCCUUAAUUUAUAAGUUUAAUUGAAAAAGGAAACUCAUUUGGUAGUUAAGAUAUAAAAGGUUUUGACUAAAUUGCAUGUAUGAUUUUGAGAAGCUCAGUACUCAUGGAUUCUAAUAAGUGUGAAUCUAUUUUAGGUGAAAAUGGAGGUUGGAGAGGGUGGCAAAACAUAUUUCAUCGCUGGUUUUUGGGAUCCAGCUGUACGUGACUUGUUAGUGUUAAACACAGAGACCCCUAAAGGUAGAAAUCUUAGUUGGACAAGUUUCAUUUUAAUGUUAUAUAUUAAUAGGAAAUGUUUCUGCAUGGAAUUAAUAACAGUGGAAAAACAGGCAGUUUAUGAGGAAUUUAAUUUGACUCAAGAUUCUAACUUUCUUGCAUGAAUCUAAAGUGCUACUGGUAUUAACACUUUAACUCCCAGAUCAAAUUUCUAAUUCUCCUUAUUUUCAACAAUACACUUCUUAUAAUGUUUGUUCAGCGAAUUUAGUAUUGGAUUAACCAAUUAUCCCUAAAUUUAUAUUUUUCUUUAUUCUCAUAACUUAUCUUGUUGAUAUUGUAUUGUAAUUGUAUUGUUAUUGUGUUAUUGUAUUGUUAUUGUGUUAUUGUAUUGUUAUUGUGUUAUUGUAUUGUUAUUGUGUUAUUGUAUUGUUAUUGUGUUAUUGUAUUGUUAUUGUAUUGUUAUUGUAUUGUUAUUGUAUUGUUAUUGUAUUGUUAUUGUAUUGUUAUUGUAUUGUUAUUGUAAGUAAAAAUUCUGUCUUGGUCACUCAUGGGAGUUAAAGGGUUAACCCUCGACAAAAAAGAGUGACAAGCAUCUCCUUAAAAUAUCACUCCUUAAUCACACAUUAAGGUCAUGAGAAUAAUGGUAAUGAUCACCAGCGAAAGAAGCUCACAAUUAUUAAACAAAUUCUCCUCAUGAGCACCACAGGAAAUUUACAGAGAAAAGUAUGGAGAAUAUGCAUACUGAUAUUAGGGUGUAGAGGGUUAAGCAGUAUACAUUACUUACUCUGAUAAAAGCAAGCAUCAACCUAUUAAUCCUAAAACCCCUAAGAGAGACCAGCUUCUAAUUUCUCCUUACAAUAUCACCCCUGAAUCAAACAUUAAGGUCACAAGAAUCAAGGAAAUGAUCAACAACUUACAAAGCUCUUGAUUUUUAACCAAAUUCUCCCUGUGAGCACUUCAGGAUAUGUAUAGAGAACAGUAUGGAGAAUAUGCAUACCAAUGUUAGAGUUUAAAUGGUUAUGUCCCAGCCUUUUUCUCAUAUUUAGUACACAACAAAUCUGUCUGAUGGAUGUCUGCAUUAGGAUCCUGUUUUUAUCUAAAACCUAUGUUAAUAGGCUGAAAAGUACUAUUUACCUCUCAGCUUAGGUAAAGAACUGUUAUUCAUCAUCAUAAUAGCAAAGCCUGUUGAACAACCGGCCAAAAUACACCUACUGAGUUCCUAACUAUGUUUACAUUCAGAUUUCUCUGGUAAUCUGCCAAAACAGAGCAUACACAAGAAAAGAGAAGCUCUAAAUUUUCAGUGAUUUUCAGUGAUUAAGUAACAAACUGAGAAGUUACAUUUCUAAUUGUGUUGCAGUUUACUAGAAACUAUAUCAGACAGACACCCUGUAAUUGAGCAGACAGUACCAAGGGUCCUGAGGCUGUUAUUGUCUACUCAAUUUAGGUUUCAUUGUAAAGCUAACUUAAAUGAAAAUGUUGAGUGAAAAUAUUUCAUUUUUUCAGACUCUCGACUAUUUGUGACAAUAGCUGUUGACUUAGUUGUCACUGGAGUAACAGAACCAGUCCGCUUCAUUUUGGAGACAAAGGCCAAAAUUUUUCCCACUGGAGAAAAAUUCUUCUGGAGCCCGAGUAAACCAAAAUUCCAUGAAGUUUAUGUUAUGGAACUGAAGGAGGUAAGGUGGUCAUACUAUGAGUUUUUGGUAUGGAACUAAAAUUCACUCACUUACUCUCACCACUCUCAUUGAUUUAUGCUUCAAAUGUGGAUUAAAUGUAGUAUCCCCUUCCUCUCCUGAUUGGUCAGGUUCUGUCCUUUAACCCUUUAACUCCCAAGAUCUGAUUGUUAAUUCUCCCUUCUGGCUGCUACAUGUUUCCUUGUAAAUUAAAUACAAGAACUUGGAGUAAGAUGGAGAUAACUACUUCUACCUGAUAAGUUUGAGUUUUCUCAUUACCUGCUUGCUGGAUAAUGUAAGAAUAUUAUAGGGAGAAGUUACAUGUUAAUCACUUCUGGGAGUUAAAGGGCUUGCUAUUGUCUUCUCUAUGUAUAUCUGGGGGUGGGACAAAGGUGGAAAUUUCUCAUUCAAAUGCCUUUGUAAACCUCUCAAACAGAGAAAUUGUAUGAAAGAAUACUCAACUGGAAAGAAAAAAGCUUCAAUGUCUACUCCAAUUGAUCAAUAGAGGUUAAAAUAUUUCUUGCAGGGUAAAAGCAAUAUUUAUUCUUGUCUUCAAGUUUAAUUAUGGCUUAUCUUUUUGGCUGCCAUUUAACUAUAUUUAAACCACUAAGGGGGAAAUGGUGUUUGUAGUAUUGCUACAUUGAAACAAGGAGUAAAGCUUUACAAAGCUAUGCUUCAAAGCAAAUCACUUGAUGCCCAAAGGCUUUUGUCUUAGACAUCUUGGGCUCCCAGCUUUUUGAAUUUGUCAUGAAAGCAAAGUCACUGGAACAAAGAGCCAAGGGAACACAUAUUUGAAGAAAUAUAGUAUGUUAAUUGAAUCUUUUUUUUUUGAUAGGUUUUUGAUACUGACACGGGAGAAAAAGGAUGUGAAGUGAAAAGUAUCAAAACUGAACUUAGUUACGAAACUUCCAAAACUUUGACCAAAAGGCAGCCUCCUUUGAAUAGGCAAUCAUCUGGAGGGAACAAGACAUCUGAUGGUCAGCACUACUUGUAUAACAAAUGUCAGAUCUUCAGUUACUUUGUUUAUACCAGAAGAUAAUUAAUUUCAUAGCAUCUUAGCAUUGAGAAUAGUUCCUUAAGUCUACUGGUCUCUUGGUACUCAAAUGUUGGCAUCCAAGUUGAACCAAUGAGCUUGUAAACUUCAUAUUUUAAUGAUUUCUGAUGUACAAUGGUAUUGCAGUCUUGAAUGAAAUGAUGUGUGGAAGGCGAUGGAGAAUAGAUUAAAUCUUGUGUUGAAUAAAUUUCUAAGGAUUGAGCAUCAAGAAUGGUAAAUUUUAAGUUGACUCACAUGUCAAAAUUUGAUUUGCCUCUGUUUGUGGUGUUUUAGGACUAUAAUGAGUCGAACAUUCCUGUUUCAGCCACAGUAAUCUGUAUAAAGCUGUAUGUUUGUUUAAUCUCAUGUAUAGAUGAUGAUGAAGAUGAUGAGCCACUGCUGUCAGGAUCAGGUGCUGUUCAAAAGGAUUGCACUGAGGAAGAGCUAGGCAGCUGGUCAGAUCUUUUAAACAAAUGGAAGGACAUUACUAUUAAACCAAAACAACUGCAAGGACUUGUGAGAAAGGUGGGCUAAUAUCAGGGAAAAAUUGGUUGAAACAUGAUCUUUUAUGUUCUUUCCAUCCCUGAAGCUCGCUAUUCAGCAUUUCACAUUGAAAAGGGGCAUUCAUCUGCCACAAGUGCAACAUCAAAAUAAUUUGACAUACAUUUUGCUCAAAUAGCGGCAUGUUUGCAAAAAUUGGUUAUCUGUCAAGCAAGAAUCUGCUGUAAUACCAAAACAAAUAAAUUAAAGACUUAAAACUUAAAUUUAAGACUUUGUUAUUGCAAGUGAGUGAUAUGGCAUAAUAAGUGAGCUACAUAGUUAACUUUAUUAUCUUUUUUAACUAAGGGCAUACCAGAUCCUCUCCGUGGACAAGUUUGGCAGAUGAUGGCCGGUGUGAAGGAAAAUGAUGAACUCAUUGAGGGUUAUAAACAUUUCAUCAAGAAGGUAGAUCAAUCAGCAGGCUAUUUCUCCCAGCUUAUCCCAAUGCGCUAGCAAGUGAAGAAGUAAGUUAUGAGAAUUGUGGAAGUGAUCUGUUGAAGGAUAUUUUACUUAUGGCAUAAAGUAACCAAGGGUGACAGAAAUGUUACACAGAAUUCUUCCAUGAAAAAGAAAUAUUCCAUUCUACACACUGUUCAUGUUUCGAAUGCUGAAAUUUAUUUUCUUGUGAUCAGGAAUCUCCAACAGAACAGGUGAUUAAGUGGGACAUUCACCGUACCUUCCCUGCCCAUGAGUAUUUUAAAAGCACUGGAGGAGAGGGUCAGGAAACAUUGUAUAAAAUCAGUAAAGUAAGACUUUUGUUUUUGAUGCUGUUUUACUCUAAUGAAUAUUGAGGGUUUAUAUAAUUUUCAGUUUUUUUUACACUGCAAACACUUAUUCAAGGGCAAUGCAUAUUUUAAAAUCAUUUUUCUUAAAUCCUUGACAACAAUUAUUGUAACUCAUUUGAAAAUUCUGUGUAGAUUUGAAAUGUGUUUUAGUUCCAAUGUCUCACUUUUGGACAUGAAUUUUCCAGAAUUAUGUAUUUUAAAGUAAUUUUAUGGUAGGAGUUUUUUCCCUUUAAUCCUUGAAUAUAUUCCACAUUGUUCUGAUUGGGUGCACCAUUUAUUCAAGCAUAGUGUUUACUGGGAAUUGUGCCCUAUCUGAGGCAUUCAAUCAAGAUUGGCAUUUAUUUGAGGGCAGUAUUUAAUUGUCAUUGAGUGAAUAUUUUACUUCAAUGAAUUUCUUAAAAGCAUAUGAAAAGGCUAAUAAGUUUAAUGAAGCUGUGUAGAUUUUUUUGCAGUUUUUUAAGAAAUGUCUCAUUGAAUUUUUUUUUUUUUGAGACAAAUGUUUUUUCCUGCCAAUAUUGAAAAGUUUGAGUACAUUAGUCACCACAUAAGUGAGCAGAACAAGUAACUUGUCAAGGGGAGUGUGUCAUCUAGAUGUACCUAACUUGAAAUUAUCUUUAUUCAUAUACUUCAGUUGUUGAACAAUACCAGCUGUUAUCCUCUAGUCUAUCAACGGGUUAACAAACUUAGAGAAAGAGCUGCCAAGCAUCUUAAUAAUCAGAAAAAAAGCUUUUAUUCAUUUAUGAUUUAGAACUUAGCUACACAUAUAAUGUAAAAUUACUGUUGAUAACCUGUGAACUUGUUGUUAACCAAUUGUCAUCAUUCUCUGUCAGGCCUACUCUGUUUACGAUGAGGAAGUAGGCUACUGUCAAGGGCUGUCAUUCCUGUCAGCAGUGCUUCUGUUACAUGUAAGCAUUACAUCCUGGGAAUCAUUAUCUUGAGAGGAUAUUACAUAACAGCUCCUCUUGUGAAUAAAAAUCAGCCCAAUUAAGCCUUGGAAAUUUAGCUAGAGGAUUCUGUGUAGUAGUUGGAUAAAUCUCUAUUCUUUCCUGCCUUAUAAAAACCCUAACUGAACCCCAGAUUUUAAUAUUAAAGCCUGGCCAAGUGGCUUGAUACUGUCAUAGCUUAACUGAGUUUAAGUAGCAUCUAUGGAGAUCUUUUUUUCUUUCUCAGCUUCCUGAGGAGCAAGCAUUUGCACUGUUGGUGAAGAUAAUGAGUGACUAUGGGCUGAGAGAUAUUUUCAAACAAGAUUUUGAACAGCUGCAUCUGAAGUUUUUCCAGCUGGACAGAAUGAUUGAGGUGAGAUGUCAUAUUGUCCAGUGGGGCUAUUUUUGAAAUUCUUGAUACCAACUUUCUUUUACUUAAGAGUUUUAUACGUUGUUGUAUAAUUAAAGCAGAAGAAAUCAGUAAUGUUUUAUAGAGACCCCUUUGAAUCCAUAAGACUGACUGGCAUCUAAUUUCUCCUCACAAUAUUCCCUUUGAAUCAAACAUUAAGGUUACGUGAAUAAAAGAAAUGAUCACCAACUAAAGCAGCUCUCGAUUGUUAAAUAAAUUCUCUUUGUCAGCACUUAAGGUAAUGUAAAGAGAACAGUGGGGAGAAGAUGCAUACUGAUGUUAGGGUGUUGGAGAUUGACAUUGGGUUGACACCAUUUUGUUUCACAGGACUCGAUGCCAGACCUCCACAGCCAUUUUCAGUACAAUAGUAUAGAGACUCACAUGUACGCCUCUCAGUGGUUCCUGACUUUGUUUACAGCCAGGUUUCCAUUAUCAAUGGUGUACUGUAUUAUGGAUCUCUUUCUAUGUCAUGUAAGUCAGAAUGUGGUGUGGGAUAGAGUGCCUUUCAAUUGAGUGUCCUAAACUCGCAACCUCAGUAAGCAGAGUGACUAAUCAGAUUGUUUCGCUUUUGCUUUUCUUCACUUUGUGAUUGGUGCAGAGAAUUGGUGCCACCACUCAACCAGUAAUACAAAACUAAAACCAAUCGCGGCUCGCUCUCAGAGAGUUUCCUUUGUUUUGAUUGGCUCUUGAGAUUACUUCUGUGUUAGCUUUUUUAAACUCUACAGAAAAGCGCCCUUACAUUACAACUGAAAGUUAAAACUAGUAGACUGGGAGCGAGAAAACGCAAGAUACCGAGGUGUGAUAGGUUUCAGUUGUAUAUCUUAUUGGUUGAGAGGAUGGUCAGGUUUGUGACACCAAAAAGUAAAGCAAAGUCCAUACAAUGUCGGAUACUUUCGACCCUCAAUUGACAUUAACUCCAGUAAGGUCAAAGAGGAACCGGCUAAGAAUAGCGAAAAUUUAUUUAGGAAUUGAUUGAGGAAUGGAUUGAGUCUGCGGCUUUUGGUUGAAACGUUUCUAAGCAGCCUGAAAGCAUUUAGUAGGCAUAACAGCAUUUGCGGAGCCGUUACUCUUUUUCUGGUCGGACAUUUAUAGUCGAACCUAUUUAGAUACCAACUAAUAGUAUCAUUCUGUUAAUCUCAGGCAACAUUUUUAAAUAUACCCUGCAAAGAACGAGUAUAGAUCGUUCUUGUUUGUUGGUCAGUGUAAUAUUUCAUACUGAUCACUGUCUUUUUUUAAUGUUCCAGGGAAUGAGAGUUAUUUUUCAAGUUGCUUUAGGCCUUCUCAAGGUAUGAAGUCUCUGUGCAUGCUUCUUUUUACUAAGUCUAUUUAACGAGAUAAGUUAUGUUAUCUUAGCAGGGUAUUAAGCUGGUGAGGCGAUUUCACGGUCGAGUCUCAGCUAACUUUUACCUUGAGUGACAUGUUUAUUCUAGUCUUGAAGAUCUUUGGGAAUAUUAAGCUGUUUUGAAUUUUUAAACUGUUUUAAUAUGAGCUACUUCAAACUAUCAAAAAAUAAGGUGGCUCUGAACCGUAUGCACAAACUUUUAAAAACUUUGUAGAAAGAUAAAUUAUGAUGUGGUAAAUUGGAUAAUAUUGAUAAACGGGGGCCUAUCUCCUUGUUUUCCAGUUACUGAAAUAUUAAGUUGAAAUUUAAGGUUUAAGUUCUCAUUGCCUCUGUUGUUGCUAUGAUAUCCUGAUAUGUUUGGAAAAAUUAUUACAACUUGUCGAGACAUGGUUAGUCAUUUUUGGAUACCAUUUCCACUGAAACUAACCAAAAAGUGUGAAAGCUACGUUCCAUCGUAGAACUGGUGUUUUAAAACAUCGAAACCAUUUGACUACCUCAAGAUACUAUAUAUCAUCUAUGAAUUAUGCUUCUUUUGUCUUAUUCUUGUCUUAAACAGGCUUCUCGUAGGGAGCUCAUCCAAAUGGAUUUUGAGGCCAUACUAAAGUACUUCAGAGUGUCUAUGCCUAAAAAAUACCUUGACGAAGAUGAGUACAAGAAGCUCAUAACCUCUGCUCUGAGCUUUCGGGUAUGGAUUUUUGCGCCUUAAAUUCAAUUUGUUUUAUUUUUUAUAUAAGUUGAUACUUCGGUGUGCAUUUGGGACCAAUUUUUGACACUUGUUUGAAAAUUUCUGCCAUUGUUCAGAGAUGAUAGUCCUUAAUGUUUCUUUUAAAGGUUUUCUCUCUGAAAAUAUAAUCCGGUUUAAAUUUCAGGUGACAGAGAAAAAGAUGAAGAAAUACGAAAAGGAGUACUUGCUGCAAAAAGAACAAGAGGCACAGCUUGAAGACCCGGUCGAGAGGCUAACGGUGAGUCACAGGAAUAAUUCUUCUAGUUUGAUUGUUGUGUUUUCUUUCGGAUUUAUUGUUGGCUUGUUGCCUAACUGAUCGUUUCUCUUUCUUUCGAUGCUUUUCUACAGCGUGAAAACAAGAGGUUUUUUGAAGAUAACAUGAGACUUGAACGAGAAAACGAUAGCCUUGCCCACGAGUUGGUCAGUAAUAAAGUAGAACUUCACGGCAAGCUGGCAGAGGUAUUUGUCCUUUAUCUCGACCGGUUAUUUUUUGCUUUUAUAAUCUGAUGUUUUUCGCUACUGAAAUCUUGUUCAGCAACACGGCUUCUUUGGUUUGACCUAACAGAGUCUCACACGUCCUUUUGCAAUCUAUUGGCGAUCUAUUUGAAAAUAUUAGAAACUUUACAUCGCAGAAUGCCGGUUAACUGCGAAUUGUGGUCUCCGCUAUUUCGGUUUACCUUUACAAAGCCGUGUGUGCGUAAGCAGGUUACGGGGUUGCUUUUAAAACGGCUUUUUAGUAGCAGAUGUAAAAAAGUACGAUUUCCUGAGACUCUUAGUCCUGUCAAAUGACGUUUUUCUUUUGCUCUUUUGUUUACUAGGCAGAAGAAAAAGUGGAAGAGUUGUCCAAGGCGUUGAGCAACACAACCAUAUCACUGGCUGAAUCAGAGGAUCAACGCGAAAAACUGAAAGUCGAGGGCUCUCAGGUAUACGAAAUGAAAAUAUGUUUAUGAACAAACGCUUCAGACACGACAAACUAAUACGCUCUUGUAAUUCUUCAGGUCAAAGAAAUGUAUCGGCAGACUAUUGAACAGGCUGAAGAGGACAAGAAGCGACAUACUACUGUUGUUGAACAAUACAAAAAGGUCAGUAGGCAUAUUGGGAGGGACAUAGUUUCUUUGGGUACAUUGCUGCUGAAUUAGUGAUCAAUAACUGUCUCGUACUUGUUCUUCAUUGUAGAUUUGCAAAGAAAAGGAGGAAAGAAGCGAGGAGCUGAAGGAAGAUCUGCGGCUGGAACUCUUGGAGGUCAAGGUAUUUGUUCUUCUCCAAUAGACCUCUUUCAUGUUUGUAAAAAUAGGGUGCAAGUGGACGACAGAAGAGAAGAGGUUCAUAGCUGAGGGAGAUAAAAAUCACUUCUUACCAUUUUGUCGUCUACUUUGGGUUCAUCUGCAGAGACUUGUAAUCGAUAUCUCGAGAGAACUUGCAACUCCUGAAAAAAAUACCGCUUUGCACUAUCAUUUUCGUGUACCUCCUCUGACGCUUCAUUAACUUCUGAUUUGGUUUGAGCUUCUUUUAGUCGCCUUUAGGCGUUAACUGUUCAGAAUUGCUUAAAAACCUCUCGCGAAUUGUUUUCUUUUCUAGAGACGAAUAGGAUCAUGUGAAAACUGCGCCGCUGUCUUCUCUGAGGAAGGUCAUGUUACAUUGGAGGGUGGAGGCGGAAUCGCCGCAUUCAAGACAAGUGUGAAGCUGGUAGACUCCGAGCAGCGCCUGAGGGAACUGGAACUGGAGCUUGCGCAGACCAAGCUUUCUCUAGUGGAGGCGGAAUGUCGUUCUCAGGAGUUAGAACAUAGGCUGGCGGCCAUUGAGGCGGCGACUGGUGAAAGCAAACCUUGGUUCAAACGAAUAAGUUUGGUAAAGGAUGCCGGGAAGUGAUUGAUGGUCGUGUGAUGAUGAAUUAAGCUCGUUUUCUGUUAAAAAGAUAACAGCUUUUUUACUGUAUGACUGAAUUUUUGGGUACAUCAAGAGCUUUUGUUAAUUUCGAAUGAUGUGCUUCAACAGAGCAUAAGAAGUGGUAUUGAAGAGGUAGAACUUUUCGGUUUUUUUGUUGUUGUUUUUUUUUGUUACGAGAGUCUCUACCGUCUCCGUGAAAGAAAUAGCUCUUCUGUUAUUUCGUAACUUAACGGUGUAAAUUCCGCCAGUGGAGGAAUCUUAGACAUUAGACACUAAGACAUUUGGUUUCAAAAUAUUUUGCAACUCGUUCCCAAGACCCACUUCAUCUCGCGGACCUCUAGGUUCCGGAAAGACCAUGAAAACGAGGUUUGCAUAGAAAGCUUUGUCGUUCGUUUUCUUCCUGGAAGGUCUAUUCUUAAAAUUAACUCAGGGACAGUAGUUGUAGUAUUGUCUUCCCUUUUGGUUGCCCGACACCCAAAAAUUAAGUUGAUUUGUGUUAAUUUACCAGCUUAAAAAAGAUGUUACUAAAAUAAUACUUUCCUCCCUCGAAAACGGCUUUUGAAAUGAAGAAGCUAACAGUAUUUUUUGUUGUUGUACUGUUUAUGGAAAAGAAAUUACAUUUUAUUUUUUCUUUAUGUUAGAUGAAUACGAUUA